AGGCACGCGCCCCCGCCCAUCAAGACUCCGGAUGCUUGUGAGGUGCAGUCUAUGCGACAACAUUCCAACAGAAUACACUUCUUUCGUUCGCGGAGGACGAAUCGGAUGGAGAAAAGAAUCUGCUCUGAGAAGGCUAUCGCGGUACCCUGGAAAGCGGCCGGAAUAAGCACGCCCCCGCCCCGGAAGUGAGGGGCUUCUGGCGCGGUGCAUUGUGGGGGGCGUAGUCCUCCUUUCCGGGCGGUUCUUCGCGGCGUCCCCGGGGCCGACUCCGGAGCGCAGGCAGGCGGGUGGCCGGGCGGGCGGCGCGGUGCGGCGCGGGCCAGCGGAAAUCGUAUUCUGGGCACGGGGCGCCCGGCCUGUCCGACUGCUCCUGGCGGCAGUAGUGGGAGGCCGCCCAAGGCCUCGCGCGGCGCGGCCCGUCGAGGGGCUGGCGGCGGCGGACCGACCGGACCGUCGAAGAGCGCAGGAGGCCGGUGGGCCGGGCCGGGCCGCGCGGCGCAGCCAUGCCUGGCUUUACGUGCUGCGUACCAGGUUGCUACAAUAAUUCGCACCGGGACAAGGCAUUGCAUUUCUACACAUUUCCCAAGGAUGCUGAGCUGCGGCGCCUUUGGCUCAAGAACGUGUCCCGUGCUGGCGUCAGUGGGUGCUUCUCUACCUUCCAGCCCACCACGGGCCACCGUCUCUGCAGCGUUCACUUCCAGGGUGGCCGUAAGACCUACACAGUGCGCGUUCCCACCAUCUUCCCGCUGCGCGGCGUAAAUGAGCGCAAAGUUGCGCGGAGACCCGCAGGGGCAGCAGCCGCCCGCCGCAGGCAACAACAACAACAACAGCAACAGCAACAGCAGCAGCAGCAGCAGCAGUCGUCACCGUCCGUCGCCAAUGCUCAGACCGCCCAAUUGCAGCCGAACCUGGUAUCAGCCUCCGCAGCGGUGCUUCUCACUCUUCAGGCAGCUGUAGACAGCAGCCAGGCUCCGGGACCUGUGCCGCCCGCGCCCACCACUCCCGCGGGAGAAGAUGUGAAGCCCAUCGACCUUACUGUGCAGGUGGAGUUCGCAUCCGCAGAGGGCGCAGCAGCCGCCGCCGCCGCGUCGGAGCUAGAAGCUGCUACAGCAGGGCUAGAGGCUGCCGAGUGCCCUAUGGGCCCCCAGUUGGUGGUGGUAGGGGAAGAAGGCUUCCCUGAUACUGGCUCCGAUCACUCUUACUCGUUGUCGUCAGGCACCACGGAGGAGGAGCUCUUGCGCAAGCUGAACGAACAGCGUGACAUCCUGGCGCUGAUGGAAGUAAAGAUGAAAGAGAUGAAGGGUAGCAUCCGCCACCUGCGUCUCACCGAGGCUAAGCUGCGCGAAGAACUUCGAGAGAAGGAUCGUCUGCUUGCCAUGGCUGUAAUCCGUAAGAAGCACGGAAUGUGAAUGGGUUGUUCUAUGGCCUGAGGAACUCCUGGACUCCUUCCAGCCCAAGGAAUCCUCAGACGGAUGUUGAACUCCCUUUAUUUUAGUUGACAGUACUGAGGCUUAGCUGGACUCUUGCUGGUGAUCUGAUACCCUCACUUGUUUCCUCCUGAAGCAGGAGUUUGGAGCUUGAGACUCUCCACUGGUGACACCAGCAUUGUGACUUUGUCUGCCUUUCCUCCCCAGUUCACGUUGCAGAUUCUGGUUAAAGCAGAGGCUUCAGAACCACUGAACUUGAAACAUCCUGGAGGGAUGCAGGUGGGAUGCCCAGGGACUGUGGGUUUGGGAAAACCACAUCUUAAGGUUGGCUAGCAAUCAGAGACAACUCUGCUGUGUGUAGUGAUAAGAGAUCCAAUAACAUCAGUUCUCCUUUUCAUGCUUACCCUUUCCAGGUCCAGCCUAUGAUUCUGACGGGGACUAGUUGAUCUGUGCCUCUGCCUCUUGGGACUUCUACUGAAGGGGCCAUUUGCAAGGGGAUCUGGGUGACCUGUUGAUGGAGAUUCAGCUUGCCAGGGAGUUAGGUUUAUCCUGUUAUGUUUGCUACUGGUUACAAAUUCUAUUUUCUGUACAAUUAGUCAGACUAAAGUUUUCACUGUGUUUGUUUGGCAAAAAUUAAAAAGUAAGGUUUUUAUUUGAGUUUCACUAUUUUAUUUUUAUGAAAAUUCAGCUAAGUGCCCAUGAAAUACAGGGAACUAGGCCUUGGCCUGUUUGAAGGACCAGGCUGACCUUGAGAAUAGAGAUGCUUCAAUGAUGAGAUUUCUCCAUAA
Castor canadensis (American beaver) is the source of this 2215-nucleotide messenger RNA. The record is from RefSeq and is a predicted model, not a curated record. NCBI's taxonomy places the organism in Eukaryota, Metazoa, Chordata, Mammalia, Rodentia, Castoridae.